AUGAAUGCCAUUGUGACAAGGAGUGGGAAGAUUCUAGAUGGUAGUGCUAGAGCUAGUAAGGUUUCCGAGUCAAAAGGGAAAGAUCAAAAUGGGAUUGUUGGGUCAAAUGACGAUGAUGCGGUAGAAGAGGAGCCUCACAUAGAUGAUGCGAAUGAUGUUUCAAAGCCAAAAGAGGCUACUCUUCUACCUCUCCCCACUCCUAAACUUCCCUACCCCCAAAGGUUUAUAAGGCAUAAGUUGGAUGUUCAAUUCUCGAAAUUCCUAGAAGUUCUUAGGAAAUUGCAUAUUACCAUUCCCUUUACGGACGCAUUGAAGCAAAUGCUAACCUACUCAAGAUUUCUUAAGGAAAUUUUGAGUGGGAAGAGAGAUUGCGACGUAAAGGAAACGGUGAAUUUGACCGAGAAUUGUAGAGCCAUCAUUCUAAAUCAAAUGCCCCCAAAACUCAAGGAUCCGGGAAGUUUUUCUAUCCCAUGUGCAAUCAAAGCCCUUGAAAUUGGGAAUGCCCUAUGUGAUUUGGGGGCUAGUGUGAGUUUGAUGCCAUAUUCGGUGUUCACUACACUUGACAUUGGAGAGUUGGUACCUACCAAUAUCACACUUCAACUUCCCGACCGAUCGGUCAAAUAUCCAAUCGGCAAGGUUGAAGAUGUGCCAUUGCGAGUAGGCAAGUUCGCCAUCCCCGUGGACUUUGUGGUGCUCGAUAUUGAUGAGGACGCUCAUACUUAUUGUGGUUUCCCUUGGUAUUUUGCGACCCUACAGGCUUUGAACUCUGAUUUCCGGAUUGGUUAUACCCUGAAUUCCCUUGGUUACCACUCCCUCUGUCAUUUUGUUCCUUUUUCUGCUUGGUGA
Molecule: messenger RNA, 846 nt
Organism: Spinacia oleracea (spinach)
Lineage: Eukaryota; Viridiplantae; Streptophyta; Magnoliopsida; Caryophyllales; Amaranthaceae
Exons: 2
Coding region: 1-846 (281 amino acids)
Source: RefSeq, a predicted model, not a curated record